This is a messenger RNA of Zasmidium cellare ATCC 36951, 1785 nucleotides long. RefSeq lists its product as uncharacterized. NCBI's taxonomy places the organism in Eukaryota, Fungi, Ascomycota, Dothideomycetes, Mycosphaerellales, Mycosphaerellaceae. Gene Ontology annotation, molecular function: ATP-dependent H2AZ histone chaperone activity. Bases 1 to 1785 code for a protein of 594 amino acids. Gene Ontology annotation, biological process: chromatin remodeling. Gene Ontology annotation, cellular component: Swr1 complex. The transcript has a single exon. The record is from RefSeq and is a predicted model, not a curated record.
AUGGCGCAAACGCAGCCGCCCAAGAUAGGCGAGAAACGAGGCCCAGGAAGACCACCAAGGUCCGCCGCGCCCCCGCCUAAGAAACAGAAGAUCACAGCUCCCACUCCUCCAUCGCUCGCCAGCCCGAUUACGAGGUCGCCGGCCGUCGACUCGCCUGCACCAGAGAAAAGAGGCCCUCGACUGCCAGCAAAAGUUGUUGACAGCAAGCCUCUGCCCAGCCUCCGAGAACCGCAGUCACUCACCCUCUCCAAUGACGAAUAUCAGACCAUAGCAGCAACCGCAGUGUUGCCAUCCUCCUUGGAAAGAUCAAGACAAAAGUGGGUGCACGAUGGCAUAUUCGAGAAAUACUGGGUCAAGCCAGAGCCUGUCAAGUCUGGCAAACCGAGCAAGCCGCUCCCACCGAACAACCCAGACCACAAGUUGCAAAAGCAUAAGGGAGAAUGUAGGAUACGCAUAGAGCCCCACAUGCUUGUCGCGGAGGUCUACGUGGACGAGAAAAGCAAACCACCUGCGCCUGCGAAGCAGUAUGCACAGAAUCAUGGCCAGCCAUACCGAGCACCGCAGCAACCGUACCAGCAGCCCCAAACGAACCAGAACAGAACUCUUCCACCACCGACCCAGAAUGGCGCGACCUUACCUCCGCUCCAGCACCAACCACAACGAAGUCAGCCGCCUGCUUCUCCUGCUCCUGUACAGCAGCAAGAUAAGAAGGCUCAACCAGAUCCAGUCAUCAGCAUGCUGGCUAAUCGAGCAUCGUCUGAUUCCGAGCUCAAAGCUCUAAUGAAAGAGGUAGCCACCGGAAAUGCCACGCAAGACCAAUUGAAAAUCUUUCAGAAGCACAUCGAUGAGCUCACGUCUAUCAUACAGAAGCAGAAGAAAGACGAGGAAGAUCAAGCGGCGCGGGAACAGCAACAGGCAAACAUGAUCCAGUACGAUGGUGCAGCAGACUUGAAGCCACAAGCACCCGCCCAACAACCAAUACAGCCGCAACAAUCGCAAUCGCAGCAGUCGAGGCCACCCUACCCUAUUCCACAGUCGUCAGCCCCGAGCUAUCAAAAUCAGCAGCCGACGUGGACACCUCCACCGCCGACCAACUUGCCGGUCAUCUUACAAUUCACCACCCAAGGAGCAAGCGAAGAUCGGUUCUUAUUUCCCCAGAACAGCAUUCUGGAAUCGCUAUCUCCACAGCAUCUUCUCGUUAGCUUCAUGCUGAUACGGAAAGGACGCGAGGCAGUUGAUGCCAGCGGACUGGAGCCCGACCAGGAGUACUGGCAGCCGAUCACGAUGAUGAUCGAAGUCGCAUAUGGACGAGAAGAAAUCAUGAACUGCAUCAGGAGGUGGUGCAAGCCGGCGGAGGAGGUGCGAAAGGGUAUGGAAGACACAAUGUCGCGGUGUAAACGAGCACCUGAGAGCUAUCUGGCCUUGCGAUUACCUUUCAAGAGCACUCUCACCACCGAGAGCGAAGAUGUUUCGAAAGAAGUCACGCCCGUCUUGGCCGGUGAAAAGCCAAAAGCCGUCAAAUCUUCUGUAAAGUACGUGAAGAAGGCGGUGGCGGGUCCUACAAAAGCUUCUACGUCGAACGACAAGCAGGACACCAAUGUGGCGAGUAGUAAUGCGAACGGUCAGCUCAAAGAGGAGGCGUCCACAUCCGUAGGUGACGGCGUCAAUGCCGCAAACGACGAGAUUGCUGUAUCACAAACAGGAGAUGGUGCACAGCCCGAACCCAACGACUCCGGACGUCCAAGGCGGGCAACGCGCAAAAGCGUCCGAAUAAGCGAAGGUUAA